Molecule: messenger RNA, 2313 nt
Organism: Eruca vesicaria subsp. sativa (arugula)
Lineage: Eukaryota; Viridiplantae; Streptophyta; Magnoliopsida; Brassicales; Brassicaceae
Source: the annotation of a GenBank genome assembly
AUGUCGCCGCCACUAUCUCUUCUUCCCAAAACCUUUACUCCCUUUCUCUCCUUCCGUUCUCCCCCACUCACUCGCCUAAAGACCAUCGUCUCCGCUCGCACCAUGACCUCUCAAUCAAGCCAACGCGUCUUCCAGCUCAGACAAGACCCUCUCACCGGCACUUCUGAGUGGAUCAUCAUCGACGAAAAUGACCAAGCCGGAGCUCCAGUAACUUCCACGGACGGCCUACUCGCCACGACGUCGUAUCUUGACAUGCUCAAUGACACUCGCCGCAACCGAGCUUACCGUCUAGCCAUCGAGAAAACCAUCACCGAGCCUUGCCACGUCCUUGACAUUGGUGCUGGAACUGGGUUACUAUCAAUGAUGGCUGCAAGAGCAAUGGGCGGAAAAGAGGAGUCUGGUGAUUCGAUGGUGACGGCGUGUGAGUCGUAUCUCCCUAUGGUGAAGCUUAUGAGAAAGGUUUUGCAUAAGAACGGGAUGACCAAGAAUAUUAACCUCAUCAAUAAACGUUCAGAUGAGCUCAAAGUUGGGUCAGACAUUGCUUCACGUGCUGAUGUUCUUGUGAGUGAGAUAUUGGACUCUGAGUUACUUGGUGAAGGUUUAAUCCCAAGUUUACAACAUGCUCAUGACAUGUUGCUUGUUGAGAAUCCCAAAACUGUGCCGUACCGAGCUACUACGUACUGUCAGCUUGUAGAAAGCACAUUCUUAUGUAACAUGCACGAUCUACAAAGUAACGAGGCUAAAAUGUCUGAUGGUGUUCGUUUAGUUCCUCCUGGUUUAGAGAGUUUAUUUGGCAUCAAGUCACAGCAAUAUAGCAUGCAUGUCGAUGCCAUUGAGAAAGAGAUCAAACUGUUGUCAGAGCCUGUCAAAAUAUUUGAAUUUGACUUUUGGAAACGGCCAGAGAGUAAUGGAGAGCUUGAAGUUCACAUAGAAGCAAUAAACGAGGGUAGUGUCAAUGCCAUAAUUUCAUGGUGGGUGCUGCAGCUUGAUAGUGAAGGAACAAUCUUCUACUCUACUGCUCCUAGAUGGAUAGAGUCAAAUAAUGAGAUAGGUGUUAGAGACUGGUGUGACCAUUGGAAACAGUGUGUUUGGUUUACUCCAGGAGCAGGCGUAUCCAUAUCCAAAGGAGAAAACGUUCAUUUGCAUGCUGCUCAUACUUGUACUAACAUCUUGUACAAUCUGAAGAAGACACAUGAGAUGACACACUCUUCUUUUAGCACUGGAGAUCUGCAACUCACAUUACCACCCGAAAGAGUUGCCAUAUAUGGCGACAAUAUUUAUAGGCAAUCCAUAUUUGAGGCCACACGAAAUGCCUUACAGGGAAAAUCUCAUGCACAAUGUCUCGUCAUUGAUGAUAGUCUUCUCUUACCAGUUAUGGCUCUACAUAGUUCCAACACAUCACGGGUGAUAUCAUUGUCACCGGGGCUGCAAGAGAACGCUGCCAAAUAUUUGGAAGCCAUUGCUGAUUUAAAUGGUUUUUCAAAAGCUCGUUUGGAAUAUUUCAGAGAAGGGAAGUCAAAGUUGGUGGAAGCGUAUCCAAGCAAGAUUGAUCUACUGAUUGGGGAGCCAUAUUACUAUGGACUUGAAAGCGGGCUUCCGUGGCAGAAUCUUAGAUUCUGGAAGGACAGAACUCUACUUGACCCUGCCCUGUCACAAGAUGCAGUGGUGAUGCCGUAUAAAGGAGUUUUGAGAGGUUGCGCAAUGUAUCUUCCUGAUCUCUGGAAGAGCCGUUGUUGCCUUGGGAGUGUAGAAGGGUUUGAUCAUGCUCUAGUGAAUGCAACCUUAGGGGGAUGUGGUGAUCUACCUUCUGGUAAAGACAGUCCUUGUUUGCCUUUCUUUAUCUGGCAAUGUGGAGAGACAAAGAAACUUAGCAAGGAGUUCACAGUCAUGGAGUUUGACUUCUCCAAGCCCAUCACAGGUCCAUGUUCUGGGGAAGUCCAGAUUGAAUUUAUCAAACCCGGAGUAUGCCAUGGAAUUGCAUUGUGGAUGGAUUGGGUGAUGGACAAAGAAAACUCAAUCGUUAUCUCAACAGGACCAGAUGAAAGAUAUUGGAAGCAAGGAGUGAAGCUAUUAGGAAAGCCAAUGACAGUGGAAGGUCCAUCAUCCAUAGGAAUCCAAGCUUCUUUAGAUCCAUCUUCUAACGGCGAGCUUAUCAUCACACAUUCUCUCUGUUGACUGUUUUUUUGUAUAAAUCUGUGUACGAGUCUUUCUCACAACCAAAUGACUUGAGAGUUGAUACCUUAUUGUUUUUUUUAAGUGUAGAUUAGAAUGAGAACUUUGACUAGAAAAGAAAGUGAAUCAAUUAAAUUAAAC